ACCGUGGCAGACCAUAAGCAACCUCACCCUUAAACCACCAACAGCACACCACUUUGUCACCGGUGCUUUGGGUUUAAGUGGAUCUACAACUAUUCGACCAACCCAAAAAAUAACUGAAAAACCAGGACAUCUAGAUUAAAAAGACAAAAACAACGACUCACUAAAAAACAUGGGGAAAGUAACGAUUUGCUUUUUGACCAUUUGGAUAACUUUGGGAAACAUCCAUGCAACUUUUUCUUCAGACCUUGAACUCACCACCAACUCGACUGUUUCUGCCACAGUAAACAGCACAGUCACCGAUACGCCUCGGCCAACCACUGAAUGGAUGACGGAUUUCUCUGACAUCGUGUCCAAGUUCUCCCUGCGCACCGCCGAGCUCCCAGAUGACGACAUGUGCUACAUGGUGGCCGGCAGACCAGAGACCAUCAAAGAGUGUGAAUUCAAUGCAGAAACUCAGACCUUCGUUGUGAUACAUGGCUGGACGGUAACGGGAAUGUUUGAGAGCUGGGUGCCCAAGCUGGUUUCCGCCCUGUAUGAGCGCGAGCCGACCGCUAAUGUGAUCGUGGUGGACUGGCUGACCCGUGCCAACCAGCACUACCCAACCUCUGCAGCCUACACCAAGCUGGUUGGGCGUGACGUGGCCAAGUUUGUUACAUGGCUUCAGAAAGAGCUGCAGUUGCCCUGGGAGAGGAUUCAUCUGCUGGGAUACAGCCUGGGAGCACAUGUGGCCGGCAUUGCAGGAGACCUCACUGACCACAAGAUCAGCAGGAUCACAGGUCUGGAUCCUGCUGGUCCCACAUUUGAGCACGCAGACGAGCAGAGCACUCUGUCCCGAGGCGAUGCCCAGUUUGUUGACGUCCUGCACACCAACACAAGGGGCUCACCAGACCGCAGCAUUGGCAUCCAGAGGCCCGUGGGUCAUAUUGAUAUUUACCCCAACGGAGGAACCUUCCAGCCCGGUUGCGACAUCCAGAAUACCUUGCUGGGGAUUGCAUCAGAAGGAAUUAAGGGCCUCCAAAACAUGGAUCAGCUUAUCAAAUGCUCCCAUGAGCGCUCCAUCCACUUGUUCAUCGACUCCCUGCUCAACACGCAGCAGCAGAGCAUGGCCUACCGCUGCAACUCCAAGGACACCUUCAACAAGGGGAUGUGCCUCAGCUGCAGGAAGAACCGCUGCAACAAGCUGGGCUACAACAUCAACAAGGUUCGCACGGCCCGCAGUGCCAGGAUGUACCUCAAGACUCGCGAUAUGAUGCCUUACAAAGUUUUCCAUUACCAAGUGAAGGCGCACUUCUUCAGCAAGGACAAUCAGAGCUUCACCGAGCAGCCAAUAAAGAUUUCCCUGUAUGGAACCCAUGGAGAGAAGGAGGACAUCCCUAUUGUUCUGCCCAUCCUGGAUAGCAACAAAACCUUCUCCUUCCUGAUCACCACCGACGUGGACAUCGGUGACCUGAUGAUUGUCAAGAUUCGCUGGGAGAAGGACGCACUCUUCAGCUGGUCCGACUUUUGGGGCAGCAGCAACUUUCACCUCCGCAAGCUCCGCAUCAAGUGUGGAGAGACUCAGUCCAAGGUGAUCUUCAAUGCAAAGGAAGGAGAGUUUGCUUACCUUGUCAGGGGAGGGGAAAAUGCAGUCUUUGUCAAGUCCAAAGAAGACAAAGUGAGCCGUAAAGAAAGACAGAUGCACAGACUCAAGACACAGGGCAGCCUUUUCAGUGAGAAUGACGCUUGAAGGAAACUUGAAGUUACUCACCAGACGCAUCAUCCAUCUCUACUUGCAUAGCCAAAGAUGGACAGCACACAGAGACACACUGGGGAAUCCUUUUUUUUUUGUUUUUCAGAAACCUGGACACUUUACUGAAUGUCCCUUUCUUCCUGUUUCCCCCCCCCUGAGCUCCCAAUUAAACCAACCCAACCUCAUCCACAGUCUAUGAAAGCAGUAUUCUCCUGAAUCCCUGCGUCUACUUUCAAUUUCUCCUGCUUCAAGAAUGUUGCUGGUUUCAUUUUUGAUGAUGUGCUCAAUGUUUUUUUAAAACAACUGUCCACUUUAAGCAGCGUCCGCUGCUUUGUAAUCAUUGUUACUGCUCGUGUAUCCUGUAUGUACUGUUUUUAUCGACUUUGUUGUAUUUCAGAAGCCUGAAAUUAUGCGUUUCCUUUGCCUAUGUGACCUUGAAUUAUUGGUAAUAUGUAAAUGAUUCAUAGCGAUAAGGCAUAAUCACGGCACAUUUCUGUGUUUUUGUUUUCUAAUCAUUAUGAGUCCACCGUAUUUUUUUUUUAAAGCCACUGAUUACCAACAAUCAACAGGGACCAAAGAAACUUUUCCUAUCUACUGAAGUCGAUCACAGCGUUCCUUGUAAAUACUGUAAUCAGCAUCAGAAAUUCUUUCUUUUUCAACAUGAGCCACGUGUUAACACCUAACCUCUUGAAGUCUUGUUUGUUCUUUGAUUGUGCUGGUUUUUGUGUCACUUAUCACCAUUUAGAUUUGAAGACUGGUCAGAUUGCAGUCUUACUAGGGAUUUGCAUUCUUCCAUUUUGUUAUUAUUUUUUUAAUCAUAGUGAAUCACAGCCCACAAUUAAUCAUCCAGAAAACGAGUCCCGUCUCACAGCAUACCUCAGUUCGGACCACAAAUUGAUCUUAAAAGAAAAUCACCAAGCAAGCCUUUGAAAUAUAUGAUGGACCGGCUAAAAUAAGGUCCACCACACAUCUCGAGAAGAAGACUUCGUACUGUAUUUAUUGAUUGUACAUUUAUAUAUUUGUAUAUGGAGCUGUAAUAUAUGUUGGCAGGCUUGCAUUGCUGUUUGUAUUUCCAUAAAUGAAGUAUUUUUAAAUGUUUAAGGCUUUUGAAGCAAUGAUUAGAUUGAGCUCAAUGCCAGCCUUGGGGUGCAUUGACUCUUUUUUAAUGAACUGGAAUCCGGUGCACUGUUUAAGAGAAAGAGGCCAGGAAUGGUUUAAUAAAGAGCUACACCCCACA
Molecule: messenger RNA, 2966 nt
Organism: Fundulus heteroclitus (mummichog)
Lineage: Eukaryota; Metazoa; Chordata; Actinopteri; Cyprinodontiformes; Fundulidae
Gene: lpla
Product: lipoprotein lipase
Exons: 10
Coding region: 170-1726 (518 amino acids)
Biological process (GO): lipid metabolic process
Molecular function (GO): lipoprotein lipase activity; apolipoprotein binding
Source: RefSeq, a predicted model, not a curated record